GCGCCAGGCGUGCCGCACAGCGCUGCCCCGCAUCCCUCGCCUCGGCUGCCCGGGCUCGCCGCCGCCUCGCUAUUAUGUAUCAGAGCCCAGCCCGGUCCCUGUGCUCGGCCCUGUCCACUCUGUGCUGCGCCCCCGCCGCCGCCUCGUCCCUGCGGCUCCGUUCGCCGGCCGCGGCCAGGAGAGCGCGGUCCCCGCACCGCGCCCCCGCCUCGCCCGCCCGCGCCGCGCCCGCAGCGGGCCCCCGCGCCGUGCAUUCCAUGGGAAACAGUACAAGCAGGCUGUAUAGCGCUCUUGCUAAAACACUAAGCAGCAGCGCAGUCUCCCAGCAUCGGGAAUAUUUGGAACAGUCUGACGUGGAACAGCUGGAUCCCAUAGAUCCUAAGGAGCUGCUUGAAGAAUGCCAGGUGAUUCUUCAAAAGCGCCCUCCCCGUCUCCAGAGAAACUUUGUGGACCUGAGGACCGAUUCCAUCAGCAGCCAUCGUCCCAUUAGGGUCAUGCAGUGGAACAUUCUUGCGCAAGCUCUUGGGGAGGGCAAGGACAACUUCAUCCAGUGUCCCAUGGAAGCUCUCAAUUGGGAAGAGAGGAAAUGUCUCAUUCUGGAGGAAAUCCUUGCCUACAAACCAGAUAUCUUGUGCCUGCAGGAAGUGGACCACUACUUUGACACUUUCCAACCACUCCUCAGCCGAUUAGGUUACCAGUCUACUUUCUUCCCAAAACCCUGGUCCCCAUGCUUAGAUGUUGAACAUAACAAUGGCCCAGAUGGCUGCGCCUUGUUUUUCCUGAAAGACCGUUUUGAACUAAUCAAGAGUGUUAAUAUUCGGCUAACUGCAAUGAAGCUAAAAACCAACCAAGUGGCUAUAGCUCAAACGCUAAAAUGUAACGAAACUGAGAAGCUGUUCUGCAUUGCUGUCACUCACUUGAAAGCUCGAACUGGUUGGGAGAGAUUUCGAUCUGCACAAGGCUGUGAUCUUCUUCAGAACCUCAAAAAUAUUACCCAAGGAGCAGAGAUACCUUUAAUAAUCUGUGGAGAUUUCAAUGCUGAGCCCACUGAGGAAGUGUACAAGGAGUUCUCCAACUCCAGCCUCAACCUGAACAGUGCUUACAAACUCCUCAGUGCCGAUGGGCAGUCCGAACCGCCUUACACUACGUGGAAGAUCCGGCCCUCUGGAGAGUGCAGGCACACGCUGGAUUAUAUCUGGUAUUCCCAGCACGCCUUGAAUGUGAACUCAGCCCUUAGCUUGUUGACUGAAGAACAAAUUGGACCCAACAGGCUGCCAUCAUUCAACUACCCUUCAGACCACCUAUCUUUGGUGUGUGACUUCAGCUUUAAUCAAGACCUUGACAGGCUUUUAUAAUCGGCUUGAACGCAAUACAGCAUUGCAGUGUCUUAACUCACCAUUUUUUUUAAUUGUUUAUGCAUUUAGGAAUUAUUUAAGGACUGAGAAAUAUUGAUGAUUUACUGUAUCUUUCAAGUGUGUACUUGGAAGUUAACUUUUGCUAUUAAGACCUUUUUUUUAUAAUUUAAAGCCUCCAAGGGAGGAAAAAGGAGUUGACUACCAGUUUUUUAGUUGUGGAGUUCUUGUUUCUACUGUCUUCUGAGUUGGAAAAUUGGAGGGGAAAACUGAGCUCAUCUUCUUUUCAGUACAUUUUAUGUCUAAGGAUUUAUUGAUCCUGUAAUGAAUAUGCAGGUCUCUAGUACUUCAAGAAUUUAGAUUGUGUGUGUGUACAUAAAACUACUUGCCUGGAUAGUACACUGUUUAUUUAAUGUUAAGCUUGUGUGUGUACCAAAUGUAUAGUCAGGCCUUACCAGUAAGAGAUUUUGUUUUUUAACUUUUCAUAUUGCAGCGUAAAGCCUAAAUGUAGGAAACUUACUACGUUUCAGACCAACGAAUUUAAGGUAGCCCUAUAGCAUUUCUCAAAUCUUUUAGAUGAAGAAAUUAUUUUCAUUUUUUUUAAAGAAUUGGAACCAUGUCCCCAAAGCCAGCGUUAUGACGUGGCCUGUUCCAGUAAGAGUAGCUCAAGAAUAGAGGUAACUAGUGUAGUGGUCUUUUAAUUUUUCCACACAUGGGCUACUGGUGCAUCCCGAGUCUGGGGUGACACCAGAUUGCUGAUGGAGUAGGGGGAGGGGUCCCCCGCGGCCAAUUGCCAAGCAAAGAACCACCAGCAGCAAAAUCGGAAAUGCACUUCUGCUGGCACUUCCAGGGGGUGCACAUGCACUCCCUAUGCGUCACCAGUGUUUCCAGAUAAAGUCUGUGUUGGUCCUCACAUGGGGUACAUAUAGAGUAAUUGGCAUUUUGUACCUCCUUCCCUUUGGAGGACACCUUUUUCCAGGAGUAUUUUGCGUGUUUUACACUUCUGACCUGUUUAAAAUUAUAGUUAUUUAUUUUCAAAGCUUUACUAUAUUUAUAAAAGUCUGAUUAUCUGUGUUAAAAAAACUCUCUUGGUGUAGCACUAUAUCUAGAAAAUUGAUGCUGGGAUUUUCUUUUGGAAAAAAAAAAAAAAAAAAGACACUUAAUUUAUUGAGAGGGAUUAGUGGACCUACACUUGACUUGAAGUUCAGGGACAACAAGGCUUGGUAGAAGCCUUACAUCCUCAUUUUUUGGGGUAAGUGGAACUCUAGUAAGGCACUUAAGCUAUGGGUGGGCAAGUAAAAGUAUAAACUCUUGUCAGCCUUGCAAAUUGUGCAGAGCUGUUUUCCACUAAGUAGACCUCAUACUUGUGAGAUUAUGACUACUAUACUGAGCAGAGAAGGAAGCUGGGAAUGGUGGUAAGAGCAGGGAAUCUCAUUGAGUUGACUUUUGGAAAGAACACAUAUGGACAGAGGGCAAAAAUACCAAACGCAAGCAGUAUUUUAUUUAAAGCUAUUAAUCCAUUAUAAAUUGUAAAUGUUCCAGCUGCAUUAAUAAAUCGUCUCUUUUUUUUAAUAAAAGAAGAAUACAAUGUGGUAUCUUA
Alligator mississippiensis (American alligator) is the source of this 2952-nucleotide messenger RNA. RefSeq names its product nocturnin (gene NOCT). Gene Ontology annotation, biological process: circadian rhythm. Bases 75 to 1355 code for a protein of 426 amino acids. The transcript has 3 exons. NCBI's taxonomy places the organism in Eukaryota, Metazoa, Chordata, Crocodylia, Alligatoridae. Gene Ontology annotation, molecular function: poly(A)-specific ribonuclease activity. The record is from RefSeq and is a predicted model, not a curated record.